AUGGUCGCGACAUUUGUGUCAAAAGCGGGUCAUAUUGCAACAAUUCCUCUUAAUGAGCAAAGAACUGUUACUGCGGAUUGGUAUACCACCAUUUGUUUGCCAAAAGUCAUCACCGAGCUUCGAAAAAUCAACCCCAAAAGAAGAAUCAUCCUCCACCAAGACAACGCAAGCUCGCACACAGCCCAAAAAACAAGGCAGUAUUUAACGGAAGAAAACGUGGAAUUAUUGGACCAUCCUCCAUAUAGUCCCGAUCUAAGUCCUAACGAUUUCUUUACUUUCCCGAAAAUUAAAAACAGACUGCGUGGUCAAAGGUUUCAGUCACCAGAAGAAGCAGUUGACGCAUUCAAAAAUGCCAUGUGUAUUAAUCUUCGUGGAGAAUACUUCGAAAAAGAAUAA
Molecule: messenger RNA, 396 nt
Organism: Acanthoscelides obtectus
Lineage: Eukaryota; Metazoa; Arthropoda; Insecta; Coleoptera; Chrysomelidae
Source: the annotation of a GenBank genome assembly